GCGGAGGGAGAGGCGUAUUGUCAGUCUUUCUUGGCUGUGCUGCGUGCGCGUAUCUCCCGGCGUUGUUUCAGGAGCUGAAGACACACCUCGUCGUUCACGCGGUUCUGCAAAAUGAAACGAGUUUGGGCGAUAGGUCUCCUCUUUGCACUCGUUGCCUUUGCUGCUGUGAAGGCGGAGGAUGAGCUGGACGUCGACGGGGUGGUGGAGGAGGACUUUGGUAAAAGCAGAGAUGCCUCCAGAACCGAUGAUGAGGUGGUACAGAGAGAGGAGGAGGCUAUCCAGCUGGAUGGUUUGAAUGCAGCUCAGAUAAAGGAAAUCCGAGAGAAGUCUGAAAAACACGUCUUUCAGGCAGAAGUCAACCGAAUGAUGAAGCUGAUUAUCAACUCCCUCUACAAGAACAAGGAGAUCUUUCUUAGGGAGCUCAUUUCCAACGCUUCGGAUGCUCUGGAUAAGAUCCGCUUGUUGUCUCUGACCAAUGACGAGGCAAUGGCCUCCAACGAAGAGCUGACCAUCAAAAUAAAGUCUGAUAAGGAGAAGAACAUGCUUCACAUCACUGACACUGGCGUUGGAAUGACCAAAGAGGAUCUGGUGAAGAACUUGGGCACCAUUGCCAAGUCUGGCACCAGCGAGUUCCUCAACAAGAUGUCAGACAUGCAGACUGAGGACCAAUCCACCUCGGAGCUUAUUGGCCAAUUCGGUGUGGGUUUCUACUCUGCGUUCCUCAUCGCCGACAAAGUCAUUGUGACGUCCAAACACAACAACGACACCCAGCACAUCUGGGAGUCCGACUCCAAUCAGUUCUCCGUCAUUGAGGACCCCCGCGGAGACACACUGGGCAGAGGAACCACCAUCACACUGGUCCUGAAAGAGGAGGCCUCUGACUAUCUCGAGCUGGAGACCAUUAAGAACCUCGUCAAGAAAUACUCCCAGUUCAUCAACUUUCCCAUCUACGUCUGGGCUAGCAAGACUGAGACGGUUGAGGAGCCCAUUGAGGAAGAUGCUGAAGCAGCAGAGGAACCAGAGAAGGAGGCUGCUGAGGAGGAGGCAGAGGUAGAGGAGGAAGAGGAGGAGGACAAAGACAAAGACAAGCCCAAGACUAAGAAGGUUGAGAAGACCGUGUGGGACUGGGAACUGAUGAAUGACAUCAAGCCCAUCUGGCAAAGACCAGCCAAGGAGGUCGAGGAGGAAGAGUACAAGGCUUUCUACAAAACCUUCUCCAAGGACUCUGAAGACCCUCUGGCCCACAUCCACUUCACGGCCGAGGGGGAGGUGACCUUCAGAUCGAUCCUGUUCAUACCCACGGCAGCGCCCCGCGGCCUGUUUGACGAGUACGGCUCCAAGAAGAACGACUACAUCAAGCUGUUUGUAAGGAGAGUUUUCAUCACUGACGACUUCAACGACAUGAUGCCCAAGUACCUGAACUUUGUGAAGGGAGUGGUCGACUCUGAUGACCUUCCCCUGAAUGUGUCAAGAGAGACUCUGCAGCAACACAAACUGCUCAAGGUUAUCCGCAAGAAGCUGGUGCGCAAGUCUUUGGACAUGAUCAAGAAGAUUGCAGAGGCGCAGUACAACGAGAAGUUCUGGAAGGAGUUCGGAACCAACAUCAAACUGGGCGUCAUUGAGGAUCACUCCUACAGGACCCGUCUGGCCAAGCUGCUGCGCUUCCAGACCUCCAACAGCGACACAGAGGUGGCUAGCCUGGAGCAGUACGUGGAGCGCAUGAAGGAGAAGCAGGACAAGAUUUACUUCAUGGCUGGUACCAGCAGGAAGGAGGCCGAGUCUUCUCCCUUCGUGGAGCGGCUGCUGAAGAAAGGCUACGAGGUGAUCUACCUGACGGAGCCGGUGGACGAGUACUGCAUCCAGGCACUACCCGAGUUUGACGGAAAGCGCUUCCAGAACGUCGCAAAGGAGGGCGUGAAAUUUGACGAGAGUGACAAGACCAAGGAGAAGAGGGAGGCCCUGGAGAAGGAGUACGAGCCUCUCACCACCUGGCUGAAGGACAAGGCCCUGAAGGACAUGAUCGAGAAGGCUGUCGUCUCUCAGAGGCUGACCAACUCCCCCUGCGCUCUGGUUGCCAGUCAGUACGGCUGGUCAGGAAACAUGGAGAGGAUCAUGAAGGCACAGGCUUACCAGACCGGAAAAGACAUUUCCACAAACUAUUAUGCCAGCCAGAAGAAAACUUUAGAAAUCAACCCCAAACAUCCUCUGAUCAAGCAGAUGCUCAACAAAGUCCAUGAUGAUGCUGAGGACCAGACUGCGUCAGAUCUGGCGGUGGUCCUGUUCGAGACGGCCACGCUGCGCUCCGGCUACCAGCUGGCUGACACGAAGGCCUACGGAGAGCGGAUAGAGCGCAUGCUGCGACUCAGCAUGAACGUAGCUCUGGACGAACAGAUUGAGGAGGAGCCGGAGGAGGAGCCGGAGGAGGAGCCGGAGGAUCAAGCCGAGGAUGACUCUGAAGAUAAAGAAGAAACCGUAGAUGACGAGGAGGAAACGAUAAAAUUUGACAAAACUGAACUGGGUGGGUUUUUUUUUACCCCCUCCAACCCCAAAUUUCGCCCGUGUGCUUCUGAUAUUUUUCUUCUUCAAAUUCGCAGGAAACCGGGUUUGGUCCACAUUCAUAGACUGAUAAUAGGAAUGAGUAUAGAAAUCCCCGAAGGACUGACGGAGCUGUUGCAGAGCUUUACCGUGGAAGUGUUGAGGAAUCAGCCCAGGGAUUUGCUCGAGUUCGCGUUGCAGUAUUUCACCCAGCUGAAGGAACGUGAGACCACGCAGGCCUCAUUUGGCAAUGACCAAAAUUCGGCACCAAGACCCGUCAAAGCGGUCAAUUUCAUUGACGAAGCCAUGCAGAUGGAUUCUGAAAACGGAGAGGAGAACGACGACGACGACGACGACGACGAGGAAUUCAUAGCCCCGGUAAUAAACAGAUUCAUCAGAAGAGCCUCAGUUUGUGCUGAAGCGUUCAAUCCUGAUGACGACGAUGAGGAUAAAGAGCCAUGGGUCAUCCACCCCAAAACCGAUGACCAGAGACAGAGACUACAGGAAGCAUGUUGGGACAUUCUUCUCUUCAAGAAUUUGGAUCCGGAAGAGAUGUCUCAGGUGCUGGAUGCUAUGUUUGAGAAGUUCUGCACUGAAGGGGAGCACAUCAUCGACCAAGACGAUGAUGGAGACAACUUUUACGUUAUUGAAAGCGGGACAUUUAAGAUCUUCGUGAAGGUCGAUGGCACGGAUAAGCUGGUAGGCUGCUAUGACAACCGAGGCAGCUUUGGAGAACUGGCGCUGAUGUACAACACCCCCAGGGCGGCCACAAUAAUUGCCACCUCUCCUGGAGCCCUUUGGUGCCUCGAUCGUCUGACAUUCCGGAGGAUUAUAGUGAAGAACAAUGCCAAGAAAAGGAGGGUGUAUGAGGCGUUCAUUGAAACGCUACCACUGCUUACAUCUUUAGAGCUCUCAGAGAGAAUGAAAGUAGUGGACGUCAUUUCCACCAAGACUUACAGCGAUUCGCAGCAGAUCAUCGCUCAGGGUGAUUUAGCAGAUUGCUUCUACAUUGUUGAGUCUGGCCAAGUUAGAAUCACCAUGAAAAGAAGCAGGACGAAAAAAGACCAGGAGGAUGAGGAGAUGGAUAUUGCCACGUGCAUGAGGGGCCAGUAUUUCGGGGAGCUAGCGCUCGUCACAAACAAGCCCAGAGCUGCAUCAGCAUAUGCAGUGGGAAGCGUCAAAUGCUUAGCCAUGGACGUCCAAGCCUUUGAGAGAUUGCUGGGUCCUUGCAUGGACAUCAUGAAGAGAAACAUAGCUAACUAUGAGGAGCAGCUGGUGACCCUGUUUGGAAGUAGCACUGGGAUGGAGCAACAAAGUGCGUGAGACAGCUGGGCCCGAGAAACGAGUCUUGUACGGAUGUUUGUCCCCAUAUCCACUUAAAUGGCUUUUUCUUACAAAUGUGAAUAUCCACUAUAACAUUUGUGUGUCUGAUGAAUAAAAUAGACUACGCCGGAAUCACGUUUGAGACUAUAGGUUCAUUUUAGCAGACUUUCGCCAAAUUGCGUUACAAUGGAAGUAAAGAGUUCAUAAAGCUCGUUUGAGUUUUCAUCACUGUCACCCAAAAAAUGUAAGCGGAUAUUUUACUCUUCGGUGUCAGACGCGUUCAUUGUUUGUAUAUUAAACCCUUUUGUUAUCGCUCACCUUUUUCUCCAGUGUUAAUUACACCUACAGUAUAAUAUUGUUUGUACAUUUAUAAACAUUGUUUGUUGAAAUCAGAUGCCAAAGCUAAUUUCUUACUGGAUUAAUUGUGAGCCAAUAUGUCCCAAUCUCUUGUCAUUUUGGGAAGGGCAUUAACAAAAGUGCCCCAACAUUAAAAGGAUUAACAAUUUGUAUAAAAAGUUGAUUUGAUGACAUAGUUCAGAAUCUGAUCACAACAGAAUGUAGACUUGGCACUACUGUAACAUUUUGUUUGUCAUACAUUUGAAUCCUUGAACACAUGUUCAUUGACUGUGUAUCAUUGGUAAGUGUGUUUGUGGCUGUUAGCCUAAUACUAUGCUUUUGCAAAAAAACUAACUUCCGAGAGAUAGCUGAUAGUUUUGUAUGAAUAUACCACACAUUGCUGUACAAUUUCAAACAUAUAUUUACGGUUGUUGUAUAGGCCCAGCUUAGAUUUGAUAAGUUGGCCCAUUAAACUGUGGUCAUUA
Molecule: messenger RNA, 4679 nt
Organism: Gasterosteus aculeatus aculeatus (three-spined stickleback)
Lineage: Eukaryota; Metazoa; Chordata; Actinopteri; Perciformes; Gasterosteidae
Source: RefSeq, a predicted model, not a curated record